AUGGUACGGCCUGCCGGUACAGCUCUCUGAGCGCCGUCAUUGAUUCAGUAGUAACGGAGCAGACGGCUUUCAGAGCGGGCGCAGCGGAAGCCAGAGGCGAACAGGCAGACGGAGAAGCAGAGAGAAAAAAAAAGAAAAAAACGAGGAAAAGGACCCCUGGCCAUUUCCUGCUUUCGGUUCGCUGCCGCCCCGCCGCCUCCUCCCUCCGCCUCCCGUCCCUGCUAUGACCCUGUUUAAGAGCGAACAUCGCAGCCCGAGACACAUAAGCAUGACCGGAGAGCUGAAAUCAGGCCGCCCCAAGGCAGGACCCAAGAGAUCCGGCAGUGCCCUGUACGGAUCUGACUAUGACCUGGAGUACGAGUGCUGCCAGGAUGACUUCUAUGACAGGGUGUAUGACUACCAGCGCGUCCCGGCCUCCCUGACCUCCAUCCCGCACGGGCCCGCCCUGGCCAAGCGCCCCCGCACCUCCUCCUCCGGCCUGCGGCGCAGCAGAGACAGGCUGCUGUCCAAGAGCAGCGCCCGGCCCGGCUCCUCCAGCUCCAGCAGGGCCAAAUUGAAGAUGGAAGAGCUGCAGACAAUAAAGAGGGAGCUGACUCUGAUUAAGGUGCAGAUCGAUGGACUGCUGGAGAGCCUGGACAGGAUGGACAGACAGAGGAGGGAUCGCACUGGGUCCCCCCCGACUCGGGAGGGCAGUUUGACGGGGUCGCCCUACCACGGCCUGGCCAGCAGUCCCGACGGCUCCCCCAGCAGCCACAGCCCCCACCGCCGCGUCCGACGGGACCGAGAUGGCGGGGAGAGUCCGGAGCUCGGGGAGGCGAGCGAUGAUGACCGCCACACGAUGAAUCAUCACAGCUCGGACCUGGAGGAUGACAUGUGAGAAUCUGCAGCUCAGACUAAGCAGGAGCCCGGUGACAGAGCUGAAGUGGGGAGCACUAUACAUGGAGGGGGGAGGGAGGGGGGUGACCAUCGCCAGUCCAGCAGUUGCCAUGGAAACACCUGUCUCCAGCCUCACCCACUUUCGUUGUCACAGGACUCUAGUUAUCUGUUGUACAUUUGUAAAAAAACAAAAACAAAACAAAAACAAAAAAUGUCUACUGGUCCCCCCUGGCCUCCCGCACUCAUCCUCCACCUUGUUCAUAUUUUCUCCCAAAAUGCAUUGGGCCACCACAUAUCCAUCACUACCUGUUUGAAUACAUCUCCACGGUUGGCACUCCUACUCCUCCCCCUCUUUAGAAGAGUUGUGGCUG
Anguilla anguilla (European eel) is the source of this 1247-nucleotide messenger RNA. Its product is annotated as RNA-binding Raly-like protein. NCBI's taxonomy places the organism in Eukaryota, Metazoa, Chordata, Actinopteri, Anguilliformes, Anguillidae. The record is from RefSeq and is a predicted model, not a curated record. Gene Ontology annotation, molecular function: RNA binding. The coding region runs from base 224 to 877 and encodes 217 amino acids. The transcript is spliced from 8 exons. Gene Ontology annotation, cellular component: nucleus.